CGCUGCCGGCAAGUGGAUAGAGGGCCACGGGGUUCCGGGGCUGUCAACCCCUGUGGGCCAUAUUGAAUAGUUGGUCUUUUACAGGGGAGGACUGUCGGUCUUGGGUAAACCACUGCCUCCCGUGUCACUGGUGGUGUCGGCCGGGCAGCAAAUAAUUUAACGUAGUUAGACAUGGCCCGUCCGCCUUGUGUGAUCCCGCUGCCAUCCUGCCCGGUUUUCUCGAGUCUGCGUUGGUGGGACAUUUUCACCCCCAACCACCGUACGGCACAGGAGUCGGAGGGUGUGGGUCUGGGCUUUGCUAGGCCCCUGCACUGGGUGGAACCACGCAGCUCCAGGGCAGUGAGGGAACCGACGGAGCGCCAGAGACCCCACGACUCCCUCGGCACCUCCCCCACUCCUCUCCCCUCCCCCCCGCGGGAAUGUUGGAAAACCGGAGACAAACCACCCGCCCCGUGCAAAGUCACAAUGAGGCGGGGCGGGGCUGUUCUGCGGGAGCCAAUGUGCUGCGCGGUUGCCGGGGACGUCACGGCCAAUGGGCAGGCAGCGCGGGACUUUUGAGUCUUCCUCCGCCCAAUCGGGAAAAGGCUGCGCCUAUAAAGGCGGCUGCGCGGGUCGCGCGGAUCGUUGGCGUCUCUGUUCCUGGCGCUGUGCUUUUCGCCGCUCCGCCAUGGCCCGCACGAAGCAGACGGCGCGCAAGUCCACGGGCGGCAAGGCCCCGCGCAAGCAGCUGGCCACCAAGGCGGCCCGCAAGAGCGCGCCGGCCACGGGCGGCGUGAAGAAGCCGCACCGCUACCGGCCCGGCACGGUGGCGCUGCGCGAGAUCCGCCGCUACCAGAAGUCCACCGAGCUGCUGAUCCGCAAGCUGCCGUUCCAGCGGCUGGUGCGCGAGAUCGCGCAGGACUUCAAGACGGACCUGCGCUUCCAGAGCUCGGCCGUGAUGGCGCUGCAGGAGGCGAGCGAGGCCUACCUGGUGGGGCUGUUCGAGGACACCAACCUGUGCGCCAUCCACGCCAAGAGGGUGACCAUCAUGCCCAAGGACAUCCAGCUGGCGCGCCGCAUCCGCGGGGAGCGGGCCUGAGACGGGUCGCCCUCCGCCGUCGCAUCCAUCCAAAGGCUCUUUUCAGAGCCACCCACAGGACCUUGGAAGGAGCUGUUGACUUGGUUGGUUUUUGGGUAUUCCUGGCUGGGUGGGUCUCGGGCCUCACGAAGAACCUCAAGACCUGGCUUGUUCUAAUUAUCCUGACCUUGGCUUUUUUUUUUUUUUUUUUAGCUCGGUAGUUUUGUUGGCAGAAUCACACCAAACGGAAGGGUGUCGUUUUUAACUGCGGUCUUCCUUCCCUACUAAUUUAGAAAGGGGUCGGCAAGCAGUGUAGCUCUUCCCCUCGGAAUCCUUGCCCUGCCCCGGGCUCUGCAAUUUCCAGAGCACGCAUCUGCGUCUGCGCAUUCCAGGUCUACUCUAACUUACAGGGAGCUCCCUGCUCCUGUUCAAGUUCUCUUAGUUGGACAUUAACACUACCUUUGGGAGUGCACAUUAAUUUGAGUAGAAACAAGGGAUUUGUCACUUGCUGGGCCAGCCCCCUCGUUUGGCCAACUGACCAAGAUGGACUCUGGCUGGCUAUUGGACCCUGGACCAUCUAGCCUCCUGUCCAUAAUUAACUCAUUAGGUCAGUAUGAGAGAUUACUGUGUUUGGUUGUCAGUGCUAACUAGGCCACUGUCAGCAAUAUUCGGUGUCACUCAUUCCUACCUUCCCUUAUCUUUUGUCAAUAUUGGGAGCCCACCUGACCUGAGGGUUCUCCCUUGAGCUGUUAACAUCUUAGAAUGUUUAGUGUGUGUUGUGAGGCCUGUUAGGAUUCGGGAUUGACCAGAGUGACAUGAGGAAUACAAGGAAGAGAAAUCAACCCCAAAGGCACAGACUUGAUUGGAAUAUACCGAGUGGCAGCCUUCUCCCAUGGUAAAUGAGCACGGUGGGCCCCUUGGGUGGGUGGGGAUUUUAAGGAGUUAGGCUUCAGGGCAGCCUGAGAUGAGGGAACCAUGGGUAGAGCUUUGGGUCUCUAUUCUCUUUACCUUUUUUUUUUUU
This is a messenger RNA of Jaculus jaculus (lesser Egyptian jerboa), 2078 nucleotides long. RefSeq names its product histone H3-like. Gene Ontology annotation, cellular component: nucleosome. The coding region runs from base 533 to 1078 and encodes 181 amino acids. The transcript has a single exon. Gene Ontology annotation, molecular function: protein heterodimerization activity; DNA binding; structural constituent of chromatin. Lineage: Eukaryota; Metazoa; Chordata; Mammalia; Rodentia; Dipodidae. The record is from RefSeq and is a predicted model, not a curated record.